AUGGAUAAUCCUCCAAGUUUUAGUUUAGGAAUCACUCAGUUAGAUGCGACUGUACAAGAUAUUCCACUUGGAUUUGUUCCUGCUACAUUUGAUGAACAGGAUUCUGAUUGGGCAGAGAAUCGCUCAAAGCACAAAAACGACCCCGUUACAAUGAAAAAAUUGAAGGAUAAGACUGCUUCUAAAUCAAAGAAGUCUGCUUCAAAAGCAAGUAAAAAAAAAUUUGAUGAUUCCGGCCGACCACGUCUGUCGAAGGGCAUGAAUUACCGAAUUGAUAAAGUCCCACCACACUCAUUGCAUAUGGAGAGUUUAUGUAAUUGUGCUUUCGGUGAAGAGAUAAAGGAAUAUUUUGGAGAGGAUGUACUGGGAGCAUUUAGAAAUACGAUUUUUGGCAUAUUUUUGGAUUUGCCAUGGUGCAACUGGAUAGGACAGAUUUCUAAAUGCCUACUCAUGCUUGAAAUUCAACAGGAUAACAAGGAUGAGCUUCAUGUUUGGGUACAAGGGGAAAUCCUCAAAUUUACAAUGCUUGAAUUUGCCAUUAUAACCGGUCUGAAGUGUACCGAUAAUAUUGAUGAUUAUAUGUAUACUUCAUCAUCUAAAUCAGUGUUGAUAUCGAGGUAUUUUCCUGACAAUAAAGGAGCAAUAACUCGGUCAAACCUGAUAACACGUGUCCAGGUGGGAAACUUUGAUAAUGCUGAAGAUGCUAUGAACCUGGCGAUAUUGUUCUUUGUUCAUACAUUCAUGUUUUCUCAGCAUAAGGAAGCACCAAUCAGUGUUGCACACUUUCAGAUUGUUGAGAACGGUUGGUACAUUAACUUUCCAUGGGGGAAGGUCACAUUUGUAAAGUUAAUGAGUUCCUGGCAGCAGGAUUUCAACACUGCGAAGCAGUUAUAUUCAUUGGGUGGAAUGCCGCACAUUCUAAAUGUUUGGAUGUUUGAGUGCUGCUCUGAUCAUUCUUAUAAGAAUAUACAACCUACAACCGAUGAAGUUAGCAGGUUGGAUUUGUCCUUUUCAAAAGAUUUUGAGACAUGUGAUCCAACAACUAAUGCUUCGACAUCCGAUUCUGGAAAGUUGAAAAGGACAACAGUUGAACUCCAACAACGUGUUGACACCAUUGCUGAAGAAUUUAGUGAUUUCAGCACUAUACCGCCGCGAGAAAUUCUCAUAAAGGCGGGUUUUAUAUCGUCUGUAUCACCUGACCAACCUUUGAAGAAAAGAAAGACUGUCAUGUUCGAGCAAGAUCAUCAAACGGUGAUGGAUGAUGAUACAUCUGGACGUGGUCAUGUAGUACAUCAUAGGUCUGAUUUGUAUUGUGAAAUGCAAAAGAAUGCAGCAGACAAGGGAGAAAUUGGUGUGUCUGAAAUUCAACAUCAUCAUCAUGGAGAAAUUGGUGUGUCUCCUCAGAGUCACCAGCACAAGUCUGUUCCUUCAUCUUCUAAAGAGCAUGAAGGGACUUCUAAAUCAAGUUUAGAUGGUGAUGAAAUAAAGAAUUACAUCAACAAAUGUGAGGACAAAAUUCAUGAACAACAACAAAGUCAAGAAGACGGAUCCAACAAACAGGAGAGGUCACAUAAUGAGGAUAUGCAGGGAUCAAUCAACGAUAUGGAAGUGUCUCGUGAUGAAAAAUCUAAUAAGCAUCACAUUCUUGAAGAGCAACAGUUGCUGGAUGAGAUUAUGACAUAUGAAGAAGAAUGUAGCGAUGAAGAAUUGAGAAAAAAGAACAUUCCAGAUGUGGAAGAUUUGUCGGAUGAAGUUGGUGGGACAAUAACUGAUUCAAUACAAGCAGCUGUAGAUACAAUUUUAUUUGGUCCGUCAACACCUUCGACUACAAAGUCAAUGGAUGUUGGUGCUUCAAGUAAAAUGAUCAAAAGACACUGGGACCUUUCAAACAGUCAGAUUCCACCUGACUUCCCUGAUGCUCAGGUUCGGGAGCUUCAAGCCUCAAAAGCGAAUACACCUGCCAAACAAGAAAGAAAGAAGUCCAUGAUUUUAAGGUCACUAUACAUUUCAAAAUAUGGUUCUAGCUCUAAAGAUUCUGUUGAUUUUAAUAAAGAAGAGAAGCUGAAGCAUGCUUUUGAUAGGUACACCAUCAACCAAGAUUUGCCGAACAAAUUGAUGAUUGAUUACUCUCAGUUGAUUGUCGUAGGAUUACUGAAAAUUCAUUCUGCCAAGAAAGAGAUGAACAAUCACUAUCGAUAUUUAGAUGUGAUUUUCUACCACUUGAGAAAGAAAUCAAAGAUUCAGUUGGGUGAUAACUAUAGAUAUACGACUACAAGCUGCUUCUUUAAAUCAUAUGUUGAGAAGACACAUACUCGUUAUUAUCCAGCGAAACCGACAGUUGAGCUAUCGACGCAACAAGACUAUGUAGAAUCAAUUGUGGUGGCUAAGAAUGGAGAUUCUAUUACUAAUAUAAUUCAUGGAUUUUGUAUGCCUGCUGGAUUACCAUGGUAUAUGAUUGAUGAGGUAUAUGUUCCAAUUAACUGCGGUAAAGAAUUUCAUUGGGUAUUGGCUGUGAUUGUCUUGAAGAAAAGAUUGAUACGUGUGUAUGACUCACUGACAAGUAAAAGGAAAAAAGAACCUCAUAUUAAAAUACAAAAGCUUGUAGUUAUGCUUCGUACUUACUUGUCAGAAAAUGAUUUUUAUGAUAAGACCGAACGAACUAACUGGCCAUCACUUGAAGAGUACAAAGGGAAGAUUACUCAGCAAACUGGUCUUGUAAAUGAAAUUCCAUUUGAUGUUGAUUAUGUGCAAAAUAUCCCACAACAAUCGUCUGAUAGUUUUCAACCUGCAUGCUAUGCUUCCUUACUGUGGCAUUACGAAGUGAAAAAGGCAAAUGAAGGGUACACAAGUGAUAAUGGAGAUCCGCCUCGACCAAAGAAAAGUGUAAUCGAAGAAAUUGAAGCAAGUGUAAUUGUUACUUUAGAGUAG
Molecule: messenger RNA, 2925 nt
Organism: Capsicum annuum
Lineage: Eukaryota; Viridiplantae; Streptophyta; Magnoliopsida; Solanales; Solanaceae
Exons: 10
Coding region: 1-2925 (974 amino acids)
Biological process (GO): proteolysis
Molecular function (GO): cysteine-type peptidase activity
Source: RefSeq, a predicted model, not a curated record